Molecule: messenger RNA, 2062 nt
Organism: Ochotona curzoniae (black-lipped pika)
Lineage: Eukaryota; Metazoa; Chordata; Mammalia; Lagomorpha; Ochotonidae
Product: CASP8 and FADD-like apoptosis regulator
Exons: 2
Coding region: 334-1005 (223 amino acids)
Biological process (GO): proteolysis; negative regulation of extrinsic apoptotic signaling pathway via death domain receptors
Molecular function (GO): cysteine-type endopeptidase activity
Source: RefSeq, a predicted model, not a curated record
UAAGGAUGCUAGCUUCUUCUUUGUUCCUCUUCAAUAUUAGAUGGUCAAUAAUUCCAUUGUUAAACUAUCCACUUUGGGCCAGGCAAAGGGGAAAAGGACAUCGUGUAACUAUGGACUUAGAUUACAGUGAUUGUCAUUGUCUUCAUUGCCAGGAGAGGUCUGAAAUCCUACUUGGCGGAUUGUUGUUCCAAUGAUGUGUGCGUAACACUCCAAAGUAUGGCUUUAUUUGUGCUGCCCACUCCUUAUAAUGUCUUGUGAGGUGGCUGUUACCACUGCUGCCUAAAACUGGGGAGAGCAGUGUUAACGUCACAUAGAUGUGAUACACUUCCCUUCAUGCUUUGCUCACUCCAGCAUUGUUCUCCCUGUUUGUUUCCUCCAGAGGGUCUUCAAAAAACUUUCACCUCUCUGGGCUUUAAAGUGCAGCCCUUCAAGUGUCUCCGUAUGUGUGACAUCAUCAGAGAACUUGACAAAGCUGCCAGGGAACCCAAGCAUCAAGACUAUGACAGCUUUGUGUGUAUCCUAGUGAGCCGAGGAAGUACCCAGAGUGUAUUCGGUGUGGACAAGUUUGAAUCGGGCUUUCCCUUGCACAACAUCCGGAAGAUGUUCAUGGGGGACUCGUGCCCUUAUCUCGUAGGGAAGCCUAAGCUUUUCUUCCUCCAGAACUAUGUGGUGUCAGAGAGCCUGCUGGAGGUGGAUGGACCGGCUGUGAAAACUUCCGAACCCAAGAUGCCACACCUGGGACCCUCCACCAUUCACCGUGAAGCCGACUUCUUCUGGAGCCUGUGCACGGCGGAUGUGUCCCUGCUGGAGCAGGUCCCCAGCUCACCUUCCCUAUACUUGCAGGUCCUCUCCCAGAAGUUGGAACAAGAAAGAAAACGCCCACUCCUGGACCUCCAUGUUGAACUCAACAGCAAAAUGUGUGAUUGGAACAGUCAAGUUCCUGCUAAGAACGAGUACCAUGUCGUGCUGCAGCAUACUCUGCGAAAACAACUCAUCCUUUCUUAACCAAAAAACAAUUCAAAUGCACUGAAUGCCACUAUGUCCCUCUCUAGGGAAUGGGAGCUUUUCUCGCAGGCAUAGAGGUGCUUGGUGUAGUUGAGGUCCUUCCCCUGGGUCAGGAAGUUCCCCCUGGGUGUGUGUUGGAGCUGGAUCCUCAGGUGGAGGGUGGAGGCACUGGCCACUGUGGACAAAAGAGCUGACUGGGUAAGCCUUAGGAAGGGAAAUGCUUUGGAACUUUAAAAAUCAAGUGUUGAUUGAAUUGAGCAUUUCAGGAUUAUGUUGCCUUUUGUAGCCAUUAUUAUGUUCUUUGAUCAACUAAAACAAAAGUGCAGGGAUAGGUAUUUAAAUGCUUGCAGUUAGCCUGUAGGUGUCCAUAUGUCACAAAAAAUUGCUACCAGAAACAGCACAGUUAACCAACAUUUUAUAUAUUGCCUUGCACAGUUUGUUUUUUUUUUUUUCUGCACAUAAGCUCUGGAUGUAGAACAGAGGUUGUCUUAUAACCAGAGGUUGGACAACUGUGUCAAAUCACUGUGGACUAAGUCAUGGUCUGGAGGCCUGGAAGUCUGAGAUCAAGGGGGCAGCAGAGGUCAUGUCUGUGUCUGGUGAGCCACCUGCUUCUGGGUUUGCAGGUGGCUCUUUUCUCUUGUCCUCAUGUGGCCUGGUUGGAUGAGUGGGAAUGAGAGAGGGAGGAAAGGGAACGCUCUCUUAUCUCUUUUGAUAAGGGCACUAACUUUAUUCAUGAGGUUCCCACCUUUAUAACCUAAUUGCCUCUCAAAGACUCCACUUCUUAAUACCAUUGCAAUGGGAAUUGAGCUCUCAGCAUCCAGGGAAGACUCAACAUGGAAGGGCAACCUGGUAGUGUAUGAGAGGCUUGUCCACUCACUCAGUGGUUCACAUUAUCAAGGACACCUCUGAUUCUACACUUUGAUGCCACUAUCAUUGUUUCAAGUCUCACUUAAAACUCUACAGUAUAAUGAACUGUUGCAUGGUGCGAGCGAGAUUACACCAGACAUGUCUAAGGCUUAUUGAGUAGUCUUUAUUAACAAGGCUUGGUGAUAAUAGA